AUGAUAGGUGGUGUUUUAAUGCUAGAUAAAACUGGGAAUAAAGUACAUUUAAUGUACUUGAACUACUUGAGUAAUCUUCGAAGAACCAGUAGAUAUAGUUGGGGUUCAGCGUGUUUGGCUGUCUUGUACAGGGAGAUGUGUAGAGCAACUGAUGCAUGUGCAAAGACUAUGGGUGGAUGUGCUUCGUUGUUACAAUCAUGGGCAUGGUUUCGCAUGCAUUUUCUUGCACCCAUUUCAAGAGUUCCACCAACUUUCCCGCUAGUUUGCCAAUGGAGCGGUGGUCGAGUACUGAACUAUAGAAAUGUUCAUCAUAAUGAUUUAGUCGGAUAUCGAGCAAGGAUAGAUCACAUGCAACAAAAUCAGUUUAUUUGGGUUCCUUAUGAGGGAUUGGGCUCUAUCAUUGAUGUUGGAGCAUAUCGCGACCAAGCAAUAUGGACGUCAUGA
Molecule: messenger RNA, 444 nt
Organism: Vigna unguiculata (cowpea)
Lineage: Eukaryota; Viridiplantae; Streptophyta; Magnoliopsida; Fabales; Fabaceae
Product: serine/threonine-protein phosphatase 7 long form homolog
Biological process (GO): meristem maintenance; meristem development
Source: RefSeq, a predicted model, not a curated record